Messenger RNA from Formica exsecta, 5979 nucleotides. RefSeq names its product neither inactivation nor afterpotential protein C (gene ninaC). The coding region runs from base 656 to 5383 and encodes 1575 amino acids. Lineage: Eukaryota; Metazoa; Arthropoda; Insecta; Hymenoptera; Formicidae. Gene Ontology annotation, cellular component: myosin complex. The transcript is spliced from 25 exons. Gene Ontology annotation, molecular function: protein tyrosine kinase activity; cytoskeletal motor activity; ATP binding. Gene Ontology annotation, biological process: protein phosphorylation. The record is from RefSeq and is a predicted model, not a curated record.
AAUGAAGUAUUAGGCUGAAAAGUAAAGUUCCACAAAAGUUAUAAGUAACUCUUUCCUUUCACAUGCGCGAGCAUUUUGUGAAUAAGAUUGAGACGUCUAUCGGUAAGAGAAAGCGCUGAAAAGCGUCAUUGCUGGCAGCGAAUUUAUUAAGAGAAUCUCGAUCCGGAUAAGCAAUUUGAAAAGAGUCCGAAUGAGAGUCAGGAGAGGGAUCAAUCCACGUGGCGCGGUGAAUUGAUUGAACUUAAAACGCGAUUCUAUUAACGAUGAAUAAAGGAGAAUAUCUUUCCGAGGGUAACGGGACAAACGGCAGUCUGCCGAGUGAAAUCGAUGAGCUAAUAGGCUUGCUCGGAGUUAGACAGUUAGCUAAUUAAGUCGGCAUUAUUGGAUCAUGGAAGCCAAGCAUCGCGCUUGCAUCCCUCGCCACGUAGAUCGCCGGCCACCCUACACAAAUGCGUCGUAGUACACUUAGUUAAGGCCGCGCUGGCAAGGGUGAACGCCGUGAGGCAUGACGACUUGCCAAACGUGUUUUAAUUAGAGGUGAAUUCCGUUGUGCACGGGACUACUUGAGAGAGCGGCGUUCCUUAUGUAAAGGAUCUAUACAUAAGAUCAUUUCGGCUUCAAACUCUGCACAUUUCAGACGCUGUCUAUCGGCAAGAUGAACGAUUUUGGUUACGGAAAACGGAGAGCAAGUAACGAUCGGUACGAUAACGAUCGAGAUAAACGGAUGGAAAUGGAAAAUCGGAGUAGGAACCCAGACUCCGACACAGGGCCUGGGACUCUUAAACGAUUGGAUAGCAUUCAGGAUCCGGGAAAAAGAUACGCGCUGAAGGAUCGUAUCGGUGUCGGCAUAUGCGGCGACGUGUACGAGGGAAUUGAUCAACAAGCUGGAAAUAAAAAGGUCGCCAUUAAGAUUCAAAAACUCACGCCGGAAACGCAAUCUCUGAUUGUGGAGGAGUAUCGUAUUCUUCGCGAUUUCUCCGGUCAUCCAAAUCUCCCCGAUUUCUACGGAAUAUAUCGCAGACGAUCCGCGAAGAAAACCGAGUACGAUGAGAUAUGGUUCAUCAUGGAGUUUUGCGAGGGAGGAACGGUUUUGGAUCUCGUUCACGGGAUGAGCGCAAGUGACAAAAGAAUGCGAGAGGAGCAUAUUGCCUUCAUCUUGAAAGAAGUGAUCAAGGCUUUAAUCCACUUGCACGAGCACAAUGUAAUCCACAGGGACAUCCGUGCCAGUAACAUCAUUCUAACGAAGGAAGGCGAAGUGAAAUUGGUCGAUUUUGGACUCUCCAGAAUACUGAAUAACGAACUCGAGAAACGGCACACUUGCAUAGGCUCGCCGUCCUGGAUGGCGCCGGAAGUCAUCAAAGGAGCUGAUAGCGGAUACGAUAACAAGGUCGACGUAUGGGCGAUCGGUAUCACGGCGAUAGAGCUCGCCGAUGGCAAAGCACCCUUCGAGGACAUGCAUCCGACACGCGCUCUCUUCCAGAUAGUCCGGAAUCCACCGCCGACCGUCUACCGACCCGCCAACUGGUCGGAGAAUCUCAACGACUUCAUCUCGGAAUGCCUCGAAAAGAAUCCCGAGAACAGACCAUAUAUAGUGGAAAUCAUCGAACAUCCCUUCUUGUCGGAGUUACCCGAGAACGAUUACACGUUGACGCAAGAAAUAAAAUCAUUGAUGAUGGAUGUCUCCAAGAAAGGCAAAGAACAAAGAAAAACGGAAUCGAUAGUUCGUAAUGGUUUUCUGAAGUCUCGUAAGGAUGAACCAGCGGAACAGAUGCUCACGGAGGAUUUGGCGGCGUUGGAGAUCCUAACCGAAGACGUGAUCCUGGAUGAACUUCGCGAAAGACUAGAGCGGGGUGAAUAUCAUACAUUUGUCGGCGAUGUUCUACUGAUACUCAAUCCGAACGAGAACCGCGAUAUUUACGGUGCUUACCAUCACAUGAAAUAUCAAUGCAAAUCGCGAUCGGAUAACGCCCCUCAUAUCUAUUCCGUGGCGGACAGCGCGUUUCAAGACGUUAUGCAUAACGAAGAACCGCAGCACAUUUUGCUGGCUGGUGAGAGCAACUCUGGAAAAACGACAAACAUGCUGCAUUUAGUGAAACAUCUUCUGUUCCUCGGAAAAGGUCUGCAAGACACUGGAAUGAGAGUGCUGCGAGCUAUAAAAAUUAUUCAUGCUUUUACCAAUGCGGCGACACCGCUUAAUGCUAAUUCCACUAGAUGCAUAUUACAAAUACAGACGACUUUCGGCUCAACGGGCAAAGCAUCGGGUGCGAUAUUUUGGCUAUAUCAAUUGGAAAAAUGGCGUGUUUCCACUCGUGACAGAAAUCAAUCAAACUUCCAUGCCUUUUAUUACUUGUACGACGGUCUCGAUGCGUCGAGAAAAUUAAAGAACUAUUGCCUAUCAAGUGGAAAAAGAUUUCGAUAUCUUAGAAUAACCGACAAGAAUGACGAAAAGAAACGAGCGUUCAAAGUGAGAAACGAUCCAGAGCACAACGCGGUCAAGUUUGAGGAACUUAAAGAAAAUUUUAAGUUUCUGGAAAUGGAAGAGCACUGCGAGACUAUUUGGAAAAUCCUCGCAGCUAUUCUGAUACUCGGGGAGAUCCGAUUCGUCGAAGGUAAUAACGGAGAGGCUGAAUUGGACAGCAACGAAGUCGCUAACAGAGUAGCCGAACUCCUUGGCUUAGACCCGAGAAAAUUUAUUUGGGCUCUCAUUAAUUAUUGCUUCAUCGUGAAAGGAUCAGCUGUGCGUAGAAAACACACUUGUGAAGAGGCAAAAGAAGCACGGGAUGUCUUGGCAAAUACUCUUUAUCAGCGUUUAGUAGACUGGAUAAUCAAUGUCAUCAAUUAUAAGCUCUCAAUGACUCGUAGCCUUUAUGGCGACAAAUAUUCUAUCAGCAUCCUCGAUCACUUCGGAUUUGAAUGUUUCUCAGUAAAUCGAUUGGAACAAUUGCUAAUAAAUACAAUGAACGAGCAAAUGCAAUAUUAUUAUAAUCAGAGGGUAUUCACUUGGGAAAUGCAAGAACAAGAUGAAGAAGAUAUACCCACACGAAGAUUACGCUUUUAUGAUAAUAAAGAAGCAGUCGAUCAGUUGAUGAACAAGGAGAAUGGUCUCCUGCGUAUUAUCGAUGAUGCUUCGCGACAAAUGCAGGACGCUCAGUACAUUUUCGAGAGGAUCAAAAGGCAUAAGCAUGGCAUUUAUGUGAAACCAAUGAGUUCGCACGAGUUCACGAUUGCACACUAUACCGGCAAAUUGGUAUACGACGCCAACGAAAUCGCAGCGAAAAACCGAGAUUUCGUGCCGCCGGAAAUGAUCGGCACGAUGAGAUAUUCCUCGAAUGAUGAAGUUAAGCAAAUGUUCACCAACAAACUGACCAAAUCGGGCAAUUUGACGAUCGUCCAUGAACCUUGUCUCGCGGCAAAGAAAACGUCGAAAAAUAAAUGGAGUGCUCUUAUGCAGGAAUCUUCCAAUUUCCGCAGAUACAAUACUGCGUCUAGAGGACAAUAUUCGCAGACUCGCAAAAUGCGGACGUGUAUGUUAACGUUCAGAGCAACAAGUCUCGAAAUUCUGAAAAAUCUUGCGAUAGGAGCGGGAAGUGGCACGCAUUUUGUUAGAUGCAUACGCUCCGACCUCGAAGAUGCUCCUCAAGGUUUUUAUCGGGAAGUUGUCAGACAGCAAAUCAGAGCGUUAGCAGUACUUGACACAGCAAAAGCCAGACAACGCGGUUAUCCAUAUAGAAUACCUUUCCAAGAAUUUCUUCGCAGAUAUAAAUUUCUGGCCUUCGAUUUUAACGAAACAGUCGAGAUGACGAAAGAUAAUUGCAGAUUACUUCUGGUCAGAUUAAAGAUGGAAGGAUGGAUUAUCGGCAAGACCAAGGUCUUCUUGAAAUACUACAAUGAAGAAUAUCUAUCGUGCUUAUACGAGACACAAGUAAAAAAGAUCAUAAAAGUACAGUGUAUGAUGCGUGCCUUUUUAGCGCGCAAGAACAUCGUUUCAAAGAUGAGCAUCAAAAAGAAGAUUGAAAAAAAAGCGUCACUCAAAAAGAAUGACUCGCUUUCGGAAGAUGAAGCGGCAUUGAUGAUACAGAAAGCAUACAGAGGACAUACAGUGAGAAAGGAAAUGGGGCCCUUACUGAAGAGAGAUAUGAAUCAAGAAACGAAGGAUUUUAUCAAAUUCUAUUGCAGCAGGUGGAGAUCGAAGAGCAUGUUCCAAGUCCUCCUACGGUACCGUGCAGCCCGUUAUCAAGACCUCGUGCAGUUUUCGCAACAGGUUCAUCUGUACAAUCAAUCAAUAGUGGCAACUUUGAACGACACAAAUAGACCUGUAUCUCUUGAAAAAAUCGAUCCAAACGCCAAAGUAGAUGCCUACAGUGAAAUGAAACCACCUCAAGUUUACAAAUUACCUUUCAAUAUGCAACAAGAACUAUCAUACUUCGAUACAAGCUAUAUGAACGAUCCCUCGAACAUAAAAAUUAAACAUGCAGGAUCAAUAUCCACGAUAAGCGACGACGAACACGAGUCUUGGGAUGCACCAUUACGUAGGCAAACCGUUCCUUGGGCCAACAAUAACGUUAACGUUAGAGAUGUAGAGGUUCAAACGACAAACUCACCACAUCGCGUUCUCCUUCAUCGUUUGUCGAUUGGAGGAGAACAAAGUUUGAUCAACACUCCGUUCACCAGGGAUCCUAAUGUUCCGAUUCAGUGUCCAGUAGAGGAUCCAACUCGCCACAAGAGUCGAGCUCCCGGCUUUCAAAUUGCAAAUGAGCGUGGCACCAUACAAUCCUCCGAAUCUCACAUUCCUUACUCUAACAAUAUCGAUAAUGCUGGAUCAGCACGCUGCAGACAAAAAGUACCACUAUUCAAUCAAGGGCAACCUUCAACAAUGCGAAAUUUUAACCAUUAUGAGUCAGAUGUUCGAAACAGAAACAACAUUGAUGGAGAUUCAAGCUGGAAGUUUGAGGAUAAGCUUAAUCGCAAUAUCAAUAAUAAUAUUCGUGUAAAUCCCAUCAAGGAAUUAGAAAUAAUUGGACAAGUUAGAAACAAUAAUGAUGAAAACGAUGACGCACCUCCGUUUAACUUUCAGGCGAUGCUGCGGAAAACUCCUCAUCAGCGUGCUUCGAUGAAACGCAAUCCUGUAUAUGAGAGCAUCACAUCGCCGUCAAUGCCAGAAUUUUAUCGUCGCGGUAACGAAAACUUAUGCAACUCGAAUGUCACCAACAAAAGUGGCGGUAGUCGAGAUUCACCAGAGUGGAGUCCAAACGAGAUGAUUCUCAUGUCAGAGAAAUACGCGAAGCAGGACGCAUGGAAUGAGAAAUGCGCCAACAACGGCGAUAGUGUUACUACGGAGAUUGCACCAGGCAUUGUCAUCAAAGGCCAAGUGGUUGAGCUAUAAAGUAUCGAAGAGAGAUUCUGUCUACCAAUCAGAUAUUAAGAUACAUAUAUCUUGAAUUCAGGCUUAAAGCUUGAAAAUUGCCGAUUACUGAUGCAACAUUGUAACAAAGCCCAUAAACGAUGGAGAUUAUAAUCAUCCAUAGAUAUUUCUGCGAAAUUAUUGAUUAAAUAUAUCAACGAUUGCUAGGUAUGAAUAUAUAAUUAAUAUUCUGACGAUGACUUAUUUAUAACAGAAUGUUACUCCUCCAUUGAUAUUCAUUUUAAUGUCAUUAUCAAUAACUCAGAAUCAAUAUUCAAUCUCAUUAUGAAAAACUUAACAUCAAUGAAAUUAUACCUAGCACACUAUAAUAACAUUGUGAAUUUAUAAUAAACACGCAUGAUGUGGAUGGAAAAAUAUAAAAAUACUGAUGUGAAAUAAUUCACAUAAAGAUAAUAAUUUGUCUAUACAUAUAUCACAGUAGUUUAUAUAUAUGAAAACGUAUAUUAUUUUGCCAUCUAUCUUUAUGCAUUCAUUCUUAAUAAAUAAUAUUUAAGAUGCCGUUUUUGAGAGUUAGAGAGAACAUCAUAUAAAAACAGCAAUAAAAAAAAUUAUACAAU